This is a messenger RNA of Lathyrus oleraceus (garden pea), 477 nucleotides long. RefSeq lists its product as uncharacterized. The coding region runs from base 1 to 477 and encodes 158 amino acids. The transcript has a single exon. NCBI's taxonomy places the organism in Eukaryota, Viridiplantae, Streptophyta, Magnoliopsida, Fabales, Fabaceae. Gene Ontology annotation, molecular function: nucleic acid binding; RNA-DNA hybrid ribonuclease activity. The record is from RefSeq and is a predicted model, not a curated record.
AUGGCAGAAUAUGUAGCAUGUAUCUAUGUUUUAGAGGCGGUAAUCGACCUAAAGGUCAAGAUUCUUGAGGUAUACGGUGAUUCAGCUCUGGUAAUAAGUGAGGUGAAAGGCGAUUGGGAGACUCGGGAUAGCAAGUUGAUACCUUAUAAAGAGCAUAUCAGAAAACUGAUACCCUAUUUUGAUAAAAUCUCUUUUCAUUAUAUUUUUAGGGAAGAAAAUCAGUUAGCAGACGCUCUAGCCACGUUGGCAUCUAUGUUCAAAGUUAAAUGGAAGAAUGAAGCACCACCCAUCCAGAUUGACCACUUAGAUGAACCAACAUAUUGUCUAGUAAUCGAGGCCGAUCCUGAUGAUAAGCCUUUGUUCUACAACAUAAAGACAUUUUUGGAGAAACGGAAAUAUCCUGAGGGUAUAUCCAUUACCGAUAAGAAAGCUCUGAGAAGACUCUCUUCCAAGUUCUUCCUAAACUGUGAUGUAUGA